AUGUUCAAUCUUACCUGUGUUGAUGGUUUCAGAUAUCCUGGCCUAGAGGAAGUCUACGUCACUGAUUUGAUACCACUCACCCAAGGGCCUGCUACUAUUUCCUCGGACCAGAAAUUAUGCCUAUUCAACCCUCUCAGUCUCAGACCUGGCCCGUUGAAGACGUUGCAGACGAACCAUGGUAAUCUCACAUGUGCAAAGGCUUUUGAUAUCAGCGGCUCGAUUGUGGCUACAGCAGGAGAGAAUGGCAGUGUCUCCAUGUGGGAUUUGAGACUAGAUGAGAAACAAGCAGAGGUUGCCCGCAUGACAGACAACCAAGUGCCAGUCCUAUCGCUUGCUUGUUCAAGCUCUGGCUUUAGCGUCGUGGCAGGAACUGAACUUCGGCAAAGUCAAGCCUCCAUUCUGAUCUGGGAUGUUCGCUCCACACCAACACCACGACAAAAGUAUCAGGAAGUCCACAGCGAUGACAUUUGCGAGCUGAACUUCCACCCAAGUGAUCCCAAUAUCCUGCUGUCUGGAUCUACUGAUGGGCUCGUCAAUGUAUACGACACUCGGAUAACAGAUGAGGAUGAGGUGGUGAUUCAGACGUUCAAUCACGAUGCCUCAAUUCAUCACGCUGCCUUUUUGAAUGACACAGAUGUCUUCGCCGUUUCUCAUGAUGAAAGGUUCGCAGUAUACAGCAUGGCCGAGGAUCAGGAGAAGGGAUCUGCGCUCAACAGCUUUGGUGACAUGCGGGAAGUCCUAGGUUGCCAAUACAUUGCCAAUGUGUCUGCCAAAGCCAAUGGUGCAGGAGCCGUCAUCGGUGCCGGAUCGCACGACCAACAAAUGUUCGAGCUUGUGCAUUUGACAAGGGGGGCAGAAUGGACCCUCGACCGGGCGAAUAGCGUAGGACUGCCUGGAGCACACUCGUCCGAGAUUGUGCGCAGCUUCUGCUUCUAUGACGAGGCGCAGAUGGUGUUUAGUGUCGGCGAGGACGGAUACAUCAAGUCUUGGAAACCGAGCUCGUAG
Pestalotiopsis fici W106-1 is the source of this 1005-nucleotide messenger RNA. RefSeq lists its product as uncharacterized. NCBI's taxonomy places the organism in Eukaryota, Fungi, Ascomycota, Sordariomycetes, Amphisphaeriales, Sporocadaceae. Gene Ontology annotation, molecular function: protein binding. Bases 1 to 1005 code for a protein of 334 amino acids. The transcript has 4 exons. The record is from RefSeq and is a predicted model, not a curated record.